Molecule: messenger RNA, 776 nt
Organism: Athalia rosae (coleseed sawfly)
Lineage: Eukaryota; Metazoa; Arthropoda; Insecta; Hymenoptera; Athaliidae
Exons: 3
Coding region: 408-749 (113 amino acids)
Source: RefSeq, a predicted model, not a curated record
ACGCGGGUAUGAUGAAUGCUGAACACGUUUUUCGUUUCCACGCAGUGUUAUUUCUGCUCCAAAGUGACGAUCGUGUGUGUGAAAGUGAUUUGUAAAAUAUUUUGGCAACAGUUUCACGCCUGUUUGAUCCUGAAUGGUGGCAAAGCCGUAGAAAGAGUUAAUUCAUAACCAAGAGCCGCUCCUUGAACGUUUCCGCCCAGCUCAUUGACUGACAAUGAGUUUACCGACAAAAUUACGUGUGCUAACAUUUAAUAUUUACUCGAUAAUAGAGAAAUUUAUUUAAACUCACCCAAUGGCCUCAACUUCGUCUUACCUCUAGAUUUCUACGGGUCAAAAUGGCUUAGAGCCACGAGAUUCCCACCACCCCUCACAGAUGUUAUCGUAGAGCAAAAGUUUUUCCUACCCCUAUGAUGCUAAUAAGUUGUCAUCGUCUAACCAUUGGGGAAAUGGCAAGCGGGGCAGUCUGUUCGCCACUGACAACGACAUUUCCAAGAACGAAUAGCCUCUCAGAAAACGUCGUCAUCGUUAUCGUCAACGUUUACGGUAGCGACACAGAUGGUUUCCGGAUACUAGGAGGAACAAGAUGGAAGGUGGAAGCCGCAGGUGCCAUGACAGAAACGAAGAGUAGCUCAGCUAUGAUGUCAACCGCUUUCCACGACGAUGUUAAUUAUAUAGGAUUUAUUUACUCGAUGAUCAACACUUUCGUUAUGACAUUGAAUGUCCGAUUCAUUCAUUUCCAUUCGUUUUGAAUUUGUACAGAGGAUAUCAAUACCCGA